Lottia gigantea (owl limpet) is the source of this 1263-nucleotide messenger RNA. RefSeq lists its product as hypothetical. The coding region runs from base 22 to 1263 and encodes 413 amino acids. NCBI's taxonomy places the organism in Eukaryota, Metazoa, Mollusca, Gastropoda, Lottiidae. The record is from RefSeq and is a predicted model, not a curated record. The transcript has 7 exons.
AGAACUGUAAGAUUGAGCAAGAUGUCCGCGAUACGGUACAGCAUAUUGGUGCUCCUGGUUGUUUGGUCAGUAUCAGCAUACCCGGCUUACACUAAAAAUGACCGGCAGUUAAAAAUGGACAUGCGGGCAGAAAUGAACAACAUCAACCGAAUAACAACCAUUACUCCCCUGGUUGAGAAGAAGGUCAACAAAAAUAACGCUGUCAAUUGUUCCACAACACACAGAACGCACAAAACGGAUCGCAACAAGUUCCAAGUCUACUACAACAAGGCAUGGUUCGACCAGGUUUGUCAGACUGGACUAAUGUGGAACCAAACCGCCUGCAGGUGCGAGUACUCUAAAGGUGAUGCCGCACCUUUAAGAUGUCCUGACUACAGAGACCAUGGUAAAAACAGCAGUAAAUAUGAACAGCUCGUCAACCGGAAGUGGGUAGUGCGAGACUGCAAUUUAGCUGUUUCCGGUCUGAUCUGGAAUCAGACGAUGUGCCGAUGUGUCUGGGGUCCCGAUUCAGAAGAAAAUCCAGUAGUUUAUAGUGUAAAAUCUCCAUGUGAUACGAUGUUCAAUGCCACGUUUGAGACUGGACUGGUAGACCACGCCAAAUCAUCAUUCAUCGAGCUAAACCCAGGAGCGAUCCUCUCCCUUAGACAGAUACAAGGCAAAACCAGUACCAGAGCAGCCUACUUCCAAGACGCUUACUUGACGGUGUGGUACUUCGCUGGGAAUGAAAUGAGCGACUCUCUGAACAUUGAGUUUAGCUUUAAGGCUGACGAGAAGCCAUCCACGAAAGACAACUACCAAAUCAUCAUGUCCAAUGGGUGUAACGUCACCGAGUUGGGGUACACCACACCUUCCAUUGCUAUCGGUUUCAGAGCUGCCGACCAAUCCUUCCUGUUGGCGUUUGAGACAACCAAUGUCCGCAAGGCUAUCGUCUGCACCAGAGACUUGCUGCCUUACCAGUGGCAUAAAGUGUCACUGAUCUACGAAGACGGAACUCUCCUGCUCCGAGUUGAUGGUCAACCUUGUAUUAUAUCCGAGGAAUUUAGAGGUCCAGUUCAGAAGACGUCCUGUCCUAUGACUAUCGGUGCUGAUCCGUUAGAGAAAGAAUCUCGCUAUGUUGGUUAUUUAGACGACAUGACUGUGUCUCGAUAUUGUAAACAGUUCGACGAAGCGGACGUCCACAUUCCAAAGAAGAAGGUGCCUAAAGUUCCUGAACGCUCGGAUCCUAUCGAGAACAAGAUCGACGUCUUCUCAGCUCUAGCCUAA